AUGUCACCUCCGCUGGUGACGGAGCUCCUGUCCGGGAUGCGGGUGGUGAAGUUUUACACGUGGGAGGAGCAUUUUGCCCAUCUGGUGUCUACGUUACGAGCGCGAGAGCUGCGCAGUCUUCGUGCUAUUAAGCUUCUGGACGCGGUGUGUGUUUACCUGUGGGCGGCGCUGCCCGUCCUUAUAUCCAUCAUCACAUUCAUCACCUAUGUGUUGCUUGGACACCAGCUGACUGCGGCUAAGGUGUUCACCUCCUUGGCUCUGGUGGGGAUGUUAAUUUUGCCCCUCAAUAACUUCCCCUGGGUACUGAAUGGAGUUUUGGAGGCCAAGGUGUCCCUGGAGCGGGUGGAGAGCUUCCUGGGGCUCCCGGAGCAGGACCUGCUGCGCUACUACCGGGUGGAAGCUCCUUCUAGAAAUGGACGUCUGGCGGUGGAGAUGAGGAACGCCACCUUCUCCUGGGGGUCAGAGGUCAAGGAAUCCGGAUCCUUCACCCUCUUUAUCCAGCAGCUGUCUGUGAAGGAGGGCGCGCUGCUGGCGGUUGUCGGGAAGGUUGGCUGCGGGAAGAGCUCUUUACUCUCCGCGAUCACCGGAGAACUUGGCAGGCUAGGCGGAGACUUGUUUGUCGCCCACCAGGAGUUUGGAUUUGGGUUUGUAGCUCAGGAGUCAUGGAUCCAGUUCGCCACCAUCCGAGAGAACAUCCUGUUUGGGAAGAAGUACAACGAGCGCCUGUACAAGGAGGUGCUGGAGGCCUGCGCCCUGAGCCCGGACCUUAGUAUUUUGCCAGCUGGUGACCAGACGGAGGUCGGGGAGAAUGGCGUGACAUUAAGUGGAGGGCAGAAGGCUCGGGUAAGCCUGGCCCGGGCUGUAUAUCAGGAGAAGGACAUUUACCUCCUGGAUGACCCCCUGGCCGCAGUAGACACAGAUGUGGCCGCUCACCUCAUGGACAGAUGCAUUCUGGGUAUUCUCAGACACAAGACAAGGAUCCUCUGCACCCACCGCACCGAACUGCUGGAGAAAGCGGACGUCAUCGUACUGAUGGAGGGCGGCGAAAUUGUGUGCACCGGUCCACCAGAAGAAGUCUUACCUCGGGUGCAGAAAUCUCCUAAUAGGGGUUCCUGCGGUCAGACCCUCCACGAUCAGUUAUCCAGCGGGAGUCCUGAGAGUUUGGAGGAUGGAGACAAGGGACCACUAGCAGCUCCAGGCUCGGGGAUGAAGAAGGAGGAGGAGAAGAAGGAAGGGGCUGUGUCCCUGCAUGUGUAUGUGGUAUAUUGGAGAGCCGUCGGGGCCACCCUGGGGGCCUCCGUGCUCCUGGCGUUACUCUUCAUGCAGGCUUCCAGGAACGUCUCUGACUGGUGGUUGUCCUUCUGGAUCACCCGCUUACCAGACGCCCCCCAGAACUCCUCUAUGGUGAUGGUAACCCCUCCGGUGCUGACGCCAUCGCUGCUGCUGUUUUCUGCUGGAGGUCUUGUGGCCCCGAUGAGCUGGGAGCAGUCCAUGGGGCCGAACACCUCUGUGGGCAUCAGCUUCUAUCUGUCAGUGUACGGGGGGAUUGCAGCAGCAAAUUCCGUCUUUACUGCCCUCCGCGCCCUGCUCUUCGCACUUGGAACAGUUCGCGCAGCUACAGUGAUCCACGAGCGCCUGUUACAGAGGGUCCUAAGGGCCACGGUCACCUUCUUUGACAGUACACCUGCUGGUCGCAUUAUUAACCGCUUCUCCUCUGACCUUUACUGUGUGGAUGACUCGCUGCCCUUCAUCCUGAACAUUUUUCUGGCCAACGUGUUUGGUCUGCUGGGAAUGCUGGUGAUGAUCAGCUACGGGCUGCCGCUGAUCAUGCCCAUACUGGUGCCCCUGGCCAUCCUGUACUACUAUAUCCAGCGUUAUUACCGCCAUACAUCGCGGGAGCUGAAGAGGCUGCAGAGCGUCACCCUGUCCCCCAUCUAUAGCCACUUCUCAGAGACCCUGACCGGCUUGACCACCAUCCGGGCCACACGCCAUGCUGACAGGUUUGCAGAGGAAUGUGAAUCUCGGAUGGAGCUGAACCAGCGCUGCCUGUUUGCCUGUAACACAGCUGUGCAGUGGUUAGACAUCCGUCUGCAGAUGAUUGGAGUAGUAGUGGUUACUGCUAUUGCCAUCAUUGCAUUAAUCCAGCACCAGAGAAGCUCUGGAGAUCCAGGGUUGGUGGGACUGUCUCUUUCAUACGCGCUCUCCAUCACCGGUUUACUGUCCGGACUUAUCUCCAGCUUCACACAGACGGAGGCCAUGAUGGUCAGUGUGGAGCGAGCAGAGGAGUACGCCACCACGCUUCCCUCCGAGCCCACCCAGGGCACCGUGACGGUGCAGCCGGAGUGGCCCCAGCGAGGAAGCAUUGAGUUCAGAGACGCAGUUCUGUGUUAUCGGCGGGGUCUUCCCAAUGCUCUGGACGGGGUAAGUUUCACCAUCCGUGCGGGGGAGAAGAUUGGCGUUGUGGGACGGACGGGCUCAGGGAAGUCCACUAUGUUCUUGGCGCUGUUCAGGAUGAUGGAGCUGAACUCUGGCCUCAUCCUCAUUGAUGAUGUGUCCACCCGAGAGCUGAGCCUGGACAUACUAAGGUCGCGGCUGGCCAUCAUCCCCCAGGAUGCCUUCCUACUGAGUGGGAGCGUGCGGCAGAACCUGGACCCUCUGUCCCAUCACACUGACGAGGAGCUGCAGGAUGUACUGGGCCAGUGCCACCUGCAGGACCUGGUGUCACGCAUAGGAGGCCUGAGCGCUGACGUUGGGGAGAGAGGGAAGAACUUCUCCCUGGGGCAGAGGCAGCUCCUGUGUCUGGCCCGAGCUCUGCUAACUGAAGCCAAGGUUCUCUGCAUCGAUGAGGCCACUGCCAGCGUCGACCACCAGACGGACCACCUGCUGCAGGCGACCAUCCGCCAGAGAUUUCGGGAGCGCACCGUUCUCACCAUCGCACACAGGCUGCACACGAUCAUGGACUCUGACCGGGUGCUGGUGAUGCAUGCUGGGAAAGUGGCAGAGUUCGACUCCCCUAGAAUCCUGAGCAGCAACAGAGAUUCACACUUCUACCGGCUAAUACACAGCGCCAACUCAGAAUGAUGAUGGACAGCGCCGUGACAAUACUGCACUGCUAUGAGGCAGUACCGGCAGCGCAACACUACUGAUUAGGAUGUGCAGCGGUGACAGUACUGCUAAUGAUGUGCAGCGGUGACAGUACUGCUAAUGAUGUGCAGCGGUGACAGUACUGCUAAUGAUGUGCAGCGGUGACAGUACUGCUAAUGAUGUGCAGCGGUGACAGUACUGCUAAUGAUGUGCAGCGGUGACAGUACGGGUUUGACAAUGGCAGUACAGAUGGAUAAAUGUGACGCUGUGUGGUGGGGACAGUACAGGUGACGCUGUGUGGUGGGGACAGUACAGGUGACGCUGUGUGGUGGGGACAGUACAGGUGACGCUGUGUGGUGGGGACAGUACAGGUGACGCUGUGUGGUGGGGACAGUACAGGUGACGCUGUGUGGUGGGGACAGUACAGGUGACGCUGUGUGGUGGGGACAGUACAGGUGACGCUGUGUGGUGGGGACAGUACAGGUGACGCUGUGUGGUGGGGACAGUACAGGUGACGCUGUGUGGUGGGGACAGUACAGGUGACGCUGUGUGGUGGGGACAGUACAGGUGACGCUGUGUGGUGGGGACAGUACAGGUGACGCUGUGUGGUGGGGACAGUACAGGUGACGCUGUGUGGUGGGGACAGUACAGGUGACGCUGUGUGGUGGGGACAGUACAGGUGACGCUGUGUGGUGGGGACAGUACAGGUGACGCCGUGUGGUGGGAUCAGUACAGGUGACGCCGUGUGGUGGGAUCAGUACAGGUGACGCCGUGUGGUGGGAUCAGUACAGGUGACGCCGUGUGGUGGGAUCAGUACAGGUGACGCCGUGUGGUGGGGACAGUACAGGUGACGCCGUGUGGUGGGGACAGUACAGGUGACGCCGUGUGGUGGGGACAGUACAGGUGACGCCGUGUGGUGGGGACAGUACAGGUGACGCCGUGUGGUGGGGACAGUACAGGUGACGCCGUGUGGUGGGGACAGUACAGGUGACGCCGUGUGGUGGGGACAGUACAGGUGACGCUGUGUGGUGGGGACAGUACGGGUGACGCUGUGUGGUGGAGUAGGUACAGGCGGUAUAAUAUUUGUGUGUCUGAUAUUUCCUGCUGCACGUUAUCUCUCAGGGAGGGGCUUCUCUGCUCUUUUAACGGUGUAAAUAUUGUUGAUUCUUAUAAACAUUGUUAUGACGGUC
This is a messenger RNA of Bufo gargarizans (Asiatic toad), 4274 nucleotides long. RefSeq names its product ATP binding cassette subfamily C member 10 (gene ABCC10). Lineage: Eukaryota; Metazoa; Chordata; Amphibia; Anura; Bufonidae. Gene Ontology annotation, biological process: transmembrane transport. Gene Ontology annotation, cellular component: membrane. The record is from RefSeq and is a predicted model, not a curated record. Gene Ontology annotation, molecular function: ABC-type transporter activity; ATP hydrolysis activity; ATP binding.